CGCGUGCGUGCGUGUCGACCGCGCUAUCCUUAUGCGCUGUAGAGAUUGCAAGAGGGUCGUGGUGUGUGGAAGUGGUGGUGGUGGUGUUGGCCCCACGGCCUGCUGGUUGCUGCCGGGCCCCGCUUCUCGACUUGCGAUGCACCUGCUCAAGUUUUAAAGAAAAACGUUUUUGUAGCUGCUCUCAAAGUCAACCAUGGCGGCCGCAGCAGUGGCGGCGGCAGUGUCGAGCAUCAACCCGCGGCAGGACUUCCCCGCGUGGCUGGCCGCUCACGGCGUGAGCCUCAGUGUGGCCGAGGCCGUGGACAGGGAGCUGGGCAUCGGCGACUACGAGGCGUUCCUGGCGUGCGCCGAGCAGCCCCACGUCAGGGCUGAGCUGUUCGCUGCUGCCAGGGAAAGGCUGCCCUUCGCCUUCUACGCUGUGCUGCGCCGCGUCACUGAGGCCUCGUCUCCCAAGCGCCACGACGGAGCAGGGGUAGCUGGAGGAGUACUCCAGGCCACUGCGGCAGCCACUGCUUUCCAACCGUUCCUCAGCGGCCUCCUGGACGCCAUCGUUCUCAUGCUCAACAGUCUGAGCCAGGAGCUGCUGCAGUCGGCCGAGAGGUUCAGCUGCCUGGAGCCUGCACUCUACCCUAAUGCUGUGGAAGAAGGCCUGAGCCCGUAUUUACAAGAAGACGAUGGAGGAGAAGUCUAUGAGACUGAUGCCCCUGCAGUGCCUGAUGGACCCCCUGAGGAUGCACAAGACAACCAAUCCCAGUCUUGGGAAGAUGGGGGCAAGUCAGAAUCUGAAGCAGUCCAGCAGGCCACUGAUCUGGAGGACAUGGAAGGGACAGAACAGCAGGAAUGGAGUGGUUACAACGUCAAAAUGGAGCAUUACGACAACGCUCAAGCUCGAGGUGAUGUUGGGAGCUUCCCAGAAGAUUCACAUGGUUUACAAGAAGUGGUAGAAACAGCUGAUGGUGACUACCGUGUGAAGGAUGUGAAGCUAGAAACUGGGCAAGCUUCAGCAGCAAACAGCUGGAAUCAAAGCGGUGAAAAUGAAACUGAAGCAGAUGAUGGUGGCCAUUCUGAAUCUUCGCGGCAUCCAUCUGAGACUGGGCGCCGCAUGACGGAGCGGCAAGCGGCGCUGCACCGGCGGGCUGAGUUGACGAACCGGGGAAGCGGUGGUGAGGCUGGCAGCUGGUCCUCCCCCGUGGCCGCUUAUCCACCCGGCGCCGCCUCACCUUGGGCGUCGAGGUCGCGUAUUCAAUCGCAGGGCAGCGGCGGUGGCCGUGCGGGGUCAGCACCACCCCGGGCUGCCAAACGGCGCAGGAGUGAUUCAGGUCACAAGAAGAUAAUAGAAUCUGAUCCAGGUGAGCCUCAGCUGGGUGCUUCAAAUUACGUGUCCAGAAGUUUACCCAUAGGCAGCCACUCGAAUUACGCUAGCUUCCCUUACCAUGCAGACGUGCACGGCAGUAACAAUAACAGUAGCAAUAGCAACAAUAGUAGCCUCUCGCUGGGCCAGUCGUGCGAGAUUCCGACCUCCAGCCAAGAAAACGCCGCAGCAUUGGACGCACUGCAGAGGGCGGAAGAGAGUCUGGAAAACGAGUCAAAGUACCGCGCGUACACGCAAUACAGGACCAUCGACGUCGCCGGUGGCAAAGAGUUCCAGUGCGAGCAGUGCGAGGAGUCAUUUCCCCACCUACACAUGAUGCGGGUGCACCUGCGCAAGCACACUGGGGAGAAGCUGUACACAUGCGAGUACUGCGGAAAGGAAUUUAUCAUCUCCAACAACCUGGCGCGCCACCGAAGGACGCACACGGGGGAGAAGCCAUUCGUGUGCGACGUCCUGCGGCAAGAAGUUCUGCAUAUCAUACAGCCUGAUCCGCCACAAAAAGACGCACGAACAGGGUGGGGGGGGCGAGCCUGAACUCGAGCCCGAAGUAUUGGAGUAAAAAAGGAGAACAAGCGAGUGUUUCAAGAAUAGUCAUCUGGUCCAACCCAUGUGAGACUAGGCUCUAAGGAAAGAUGUCUCGGGUGUGGACCAAUCAACUUCAAGGACAGUGCACAUUAUCAGAGUUAUGUUCUUUUGUUUGUAUUUUGACUGCAGGUAUUGCGGUCUAUGCAAACAUGACUCCUUGUAAAAAGGUGUCAGUUUUGUUGCCAGAUAUAAGGGUAAAAAACCAAUUAUCAUAUUGGACAAACUUGUUACGUCUUUCUACCAUCAUGCUAUAAAACUUACAAAACGGUAAUUAAAGUCGGGAUAAAUGUAUGUAAUUUAGUUUUUAAACUGAGUAGAAGUCAUCCUGUGGUGGCCUCUAAAAAGUCAGUAAUGCCAUAAUUUUACUCGAUAGCAAAUGUGAAUACACAUGUGUGGCCAUUUUUAUUUACUUCAUCGCAGCUGCAACAGAACUCCAAAAUGGAUUCCUCUGCCUAAUGGAGGGCGAGCACAUCUGGAAAUGUUGGUCUCGUUGAGGCGUUCCAUAUAACUACAAUUUUCUUAAUCACAAAUAAAUACUGGAAUUUGUGUGCUGUUGCUGGCUUGCAUAUAUUCAAGUUUUUUUGUCAAAUGCCUUAGUAAUAGGUACCGAGUAGAGAUAGAUUAUAUACGAUAACCUCGAGAGGCUAAUCCUUUUUAUUCAGAAUGAAUUACUAUUUUUAGGACUUAUUGUGAAUGGAUGUUAACAGGCAUUUUUUUUUAAAUGGGAAGUGAUGGUGCAUUACCUGCUGUUGGUGUUGACCCUACUUGGCAAUACUGGCUUGACAAUUGGGAAAAUAAAUACUCAGGGGAUAAUCACUAGAUUUCAGCUUAACUAAAGGGGACAUUUGGCACCCAGUAUAGCUCCAAAAGUAAAUUUGAAGGUGCAACUGGGUGGUGCCAAAUUUGCAGACGAGAAACGACUUUUGGCAGCAGCUUCUGAUAGCAGAAACCCCGUCUGUUUGGGUACCCUCAUCACUCGAAGCAACCAAAUAAGAACAUGCUGAAAUACAAGACACCACAACCACUACUGUACAUAUGAGCAACCUUAACCAGACAGAAUCAAGUCCUUCAUUAUUGGUGGUACUACACCCUACAUUUUCUGACACGUACCACCAUUGAUCUCUAAAUGUAUUUUUGCUGUUGUACAAUAUUCCUGUUGGCGUUAAAGUUAGGGACAAUGUAUACAAAUGUUUUAAUUGCAUACGACUUGAAUCUUUUUUAAUUAACUUAAAUGACAUUAACCUAUGGUAGGCUUUAUUGUAAAUAGUAUGUGAUGUUACAGCCACAGAAAAGAAUUGGUAAUACACUUUAAUGUAUUUUAAUAUUGAUAUUUUAGCUCUAGUGAGCUUGCCUUUCAAUGAAAUGCAAACUGCCCAAGAGAUGCCCACUGCUGCUUUAGGCAGCUUUUAAAAACGGCAAAAAAAUCCAAUAUUGAAUGCUUCCACAGUUUUUAACCCUUGUGUUAAAACAAACAUGUUGCUGGAAUUGGUAGAAUGCCGAACAUUUGAAUAGAAAUACUUUUUAAGUGUAUACAUGACUGCAUCUGUCCUUGCAUGGAUGAAGUUAACCAAGCUAAUUAAGCAUAUGGUAUAAAUAUUAUAAGAUGUAGUUGUCAAUUUUCUUGCCCAUUUGAUAACUGCGCCACAUUGUUAUUUUGCCUUUAUUUGUAUACACCUGAAACCUAUAAACUGCUUCAAUAUGCAUGCUUUCUGUAUUUGCAGUAAUACAUUGAUAUAUUUGAGAAUGUGUGAGCCUUAUGAAAUAAGGGAUGACUUGUACAAAAGUUGUAUAUUUUAAAGAUGCAUAAUCUUUCGACAUUAAACAUUGCUAUUGUGUACUCAAACAUUAAAAAUGUCUGCUUAGUCUCAAACAUGUAAUGCAA
Molecule: messenger RNA, 3839 nt
Organism: Lethenteron reissneri (Far Eastern brook lamprey)
Lineage: Eukaryota; Metazoa; Chordata; Hyperoartia; Petromyzontiformes; Petromyzontidae
Product: specificity protein transcription factor 3-like
Biological process (GO): regulation of transcription by RNA polymerase II
Cellular component (GO): chromatin; PcG protein complex; transcription regulator complex
Molecular function (GO): RNA polymerase II cis-regulatory region sequence-specific DNA binding; DNA-binding transcription factor activity, RNA polymerase II-specific
Source: RefSeq, a predicted model, not a curated record